Messenger RNA from Limulus polyphemus (Atlantic horseshoe crab), 1044 nucleotides. RefSeq lists its product as uncharacterized. Bases 60 to 542 code for a protein of 160 amino acids. The transcript is spliced from 5 exons. NCBI's taxonomy places the organism in Eukaryota, Metazoa, Arthropoda, Merostomata, Xiphosura, Limulidae. The record is from RefSeq and is a predicted model, not a curated record.
UUUCAUUCUAACAAGCGCAUGUUGUUUCGUCAUCCUGGAGCUUUAUAAAUUAUGUCAACAUGACCAAAGAUUAUUCAGAAGCUAUGGAGUUGCCGCACACAGAAACUCGCCAAUUCCCACCACGACGAAGGUCCAUCCCAAAUGGUUUUGAUUUUGACCUGGAAGAAGUGUGGUGGCCAAAAACUCAGCGAAAGAACAGUCGAGGUAUGACGGAUAAGAAAACGUACGAUUUAGACCGGACCGUGCCAACAGAAUAUUACUCUAGACAUCGAAUGUUACCGACCACAAGUGAGUCAGAACGUUUGCCUGAUGUUACAAUAACGAAGAAACAACGUAAGAAAAGUAAAGGUAGUUUAAACCUGAACCAGAAAUCAGAGGCUGCAAACAAUGGUGCGCAUUCCAACUCGUCGGGUCGGAAUUUUAAACCCGAGAGCAUGCCUUGUCGAGCUCACGACGGUAGCGCCAUCUAUUCAUCCAACCAACUUGAAGGCAAGAGAAAUGAUUCGUCCUAUUCUCUGACUUCUGAAGAAUUCGAUUUUUAAGUUAUUGCAAAAAUCUAUGGAUUUUUUCAUAUAGCUCUGCCGCUUAUCGAGUCACCAAUUAAGUUAUGAAGUGAAUGUCAGAUCGUUAUUCUAAAACUUAGAGAAAACUAAAUAAGUUAUCAGUGAACCCGUGUAUUGUGCUGAUUAACAAUUCAAAUUAAUAGUAAAUAAACAAUUCUGUCUCAGCGAUAUUUCUCCCACUAACAGUCAUUUAGUAAUAAUCCACUGACGCGCUAUAAUUAGUUAUUAUGUUGUGCUAGAUAAUGAGUGUUAGUAGACUAUGUGGUAUUUUAGAAAAUAAAAAUGUUCAAAAUUGCAUGAUAAAAUUGUGCCAGAUCACAGGAAAUUUCAUUCGUAAGCGGUUAAGUCAAGAAACAGUCAAAUCUCGAAAUGUUUCUUAUCUCGGUUGAUUCCAAAUUAAAAAUGCGUUUGCUUUUUAUUAUACUUAAUAGGAAAUACAAAAUUUUAAUGAACUGUAUGAAUGCAAUUAUAUCACAGUGAC